AUGGCAGAUUUCGAAGAUUCUACAACUCCAACGUGGAGAAAUUUGAUUGAAGGCCAAAAAAAUUUAUAUGACGCCAUUCGCGGUGAAAUUUCUUAUCAAGAUCCUCAAAGUGGAAAACAAUACGAAGUUGGUUCAAAACCUGCGGUCCUAAUGAUCCGGCCCAGAGGUUGGCAUUUGCCAGAAUUGCAUGUUAAAGUCGAUGGUGAACCGAUGUCUGGAUCGAUUUUUGAUUUUGCUCUUUAUGUUUUCAAUAACGCCAAAAAAUUGAUGGAAAAUGGAACCGGACCGUAUCUGUAUCUUCCAAAAAUGGAAAACUAUCAUGAAGCUGAACUUUGGAACGAAGUUUUGGAUGCCGCAGAAGAUUAUUUGAAAUUGCCCCGAGGAACCAUUAAGGAUAAAAUCCGCGAAGCCACUGAAGGCCAUGAUGGAACUUGGGUUGCGCAUCCAGGUCUCGUCAAUGUGGCCGCCGAAGCCUUCAACGAAGUAAUGGGUAUAAAAUCGAACCAAGUGGAUCGUCAAAGACCUGAUGUAAAUCCGUCUGCAGCGGAUUUAAUCCAGUUUCCGACUGGAGAACGCACGGAAGUUGGACUUCGACAUAAUAUCAAUGUUACGUUGGGCUAUUUGGAAUCUUGGCUACGCGGAACUGGUAAGGACAUAAGCUUUCGAAACUAA
This is a messenger RNA of Rotaria sp. Silwood1, 672 nucleotides long. NCBI's taxonomy places the organism in Eukaryota, Metazoa, Rotifera, Eurotatoria, Philodinida, Philodinidae. The record is from the annotation of a GenBank genome assembly.